Molecule: messenger RNA, 3385 nt
Organism: Vigna umbellata (rice bean)
Lineage: Eukaryota; Viridiplantae; Streptophyta; Magnoliopsida; Fabales; Fabaceae
Product: putative LRR receptor-like serine/threonine-protein kinase At1g53430
Biological process (GO): protein phosphorylation
Molecular function (GO): protein kinase activity; protein binding; ATP binding
Source: RefSeq, a predicted model, not a curated record
UUCCAUUAUUCCUACAAAUAAUACAAAGUCAUUUUGCUUCACUUUACUUUCAUGCCAGAAAAUACAAUGAAACUACUUUCUCUCUCAAAUUGCCGACACAAAUAUUCCAUGUUUUAUCUACCUUGAAACUUUAUCAUCUGUAACUCAUCCGAACUUCUUUUCAGCUAUUCUCAAUUUGGUACUGAAUCAGCAUGAAGACAAAUACUCCUUGUUCCUAAUUCUGUAGUGAAUAAGCAUGAAGAAGAUCACUCCUUCUCAAUUUCUCUUCCUUUCACUCCUUCUGCUAUGCUUCACAUCCCUUGCUUUUGGACAAAAUAUCACUCACCCAGACGAAGUGAAAGCUCUGAAAGAUAUCGGCAACAUACUUGGUAAUAAGAACUGGGACACAAAUAUAGAUCCAUGCAGUAAUAAACCUCCCUGGAAUGUAAGUAUUGACAAAGACAAAGCCAACUAUGUCAGAUGCAACUGUUCUAUCUCCAUUGACGGCUUUUGUCAUGUUGUUUCAAUAAGGCUGAAAGCACAAAAUCUUACGGGCACGCUCCCACCUGAAUUGACAGGGCUACCUUACCUUGAAGAAAUUGACCUCACUCGCAAUUAUAUUAAUGGCACAAUACCUGUUGGAUGGGGCUCCUCUAAACUUCGCAUUAUUUGUUUUCUUGGAAAUCGACUAACUGGUCCCAUCCCUAAAGAGAUUGGAAACAUCAUAACCCUCGAAAGUUUGGUCCUUGAAUUCAAUCAGUUCACUGGAAAUAUUACACCGGAUCUUGGAAACCUUUCUCACCUUCAAAGAUUGCAUCUUACUUCUAACAACUUCACUGGAGAACUUCCUCAGACUUUGGCUAAGCUUACAUCAUUGAGAGAGCUCCGUCUUAAUGACAAUAACUUCUCUGGAAGGAUACCCAGUUUUAUUCAAAGAUGGACAAAUCUUGAAAUAUUAGAAAUUCAAGGUAGUGGUUUAAGUGGGCCAAUUCCUUCUGAAAUUUCAUUUCUGCAAAACUUAAAUGAUUUGAGAAUUACUGACUUGAUUAAUGGAUCGGAUUCUACUUUCCCACAAAUUAAUAAUAUAACAAAGUUGGAAACACUGAUACUAAGGAACUGCCAAAUUAGCGACGAAUUACCUCCGUAUCUUGGGAACAUGACAGGCAUUGAAACAUUAGACCUAAGCUUUAACAAAUUACGCGGAAAGAUUCCAGAGAACGUUGGAAGCUUAUCAAAACUGUCACACGUAUAUUUCACUGGAAACCAACUUACUGGACCCCUACCUAUGUGGGUAGCUGGAGGACGUAAAUCUAUAGAUCUAGAUCUUUCAUACAACAACUUCACUGAUAAAAACUCCUCCGUGGCAUGUCAAGAGAAUAAAGAAGUGAACUGGUUUGCAAGCUUCCCAAUGAGCCAAAAUGGACCUGUUACAUGUCUGACUAGUGCAAACUGUACAAGACUCUUAGACUAUUUUCAUAUAAACUGUGGUGGUGGACAAGAGACAAGCAGUGAGGGUAUAGUGUAUGAUGAUGACUUGGAUCAUGCAGGGGCAGCAACAUCUAAAAUGCCCAGAGAAAACUGGGCAUAUAGCAAUACCGGUCAUUUCUUGGGUGGUCAUAAUGAACUAGAGUAUAUCCAGCAAAGUCAAAAUACGCUUUCUAUGACUGAUUCUGCAUUGUAUCAGACUGCACGUGUAUCUCCCAUUUCUUUGACUUAUUACGGAACGUGUCUGGAAAAUGGAGAGUACACGGUAUUGCUGCAUUUUGCAGAGAUCAUGUUCACUGAUGAUAACACAUAUAGCAGUCUUGGAAGACGUAUAUUUGAUGUUUACAUUCAGAGAAAGCUAGAAUUGAAGGAUUUCAAUAUUGCAAAUGAAGCAGGAGGAGUUGGAAAGAACAUCACAAAAAGGAUUUCAACUACUGUUAGUAAUAACUCCUUAGAGAUUCGAUUCUAUUGGGCUGGAAAAGGAACAACUGCUAUCCCAUAUAGAUCAGUAUAUGGGCCUCUUAUAUCAGCUAUAUCUGCCACUCGUGGUAACUCACUCUGUCUCUGUCACUUUAUUCUUCCAAUUUUGCAUUUAAGGUAUCAAAUGACACCUAUUGCUCUUCUGCAAUUAUCAGUAAACAGUUCCAGCAAAGGUCCACGUGACAUGGCUAUAGGGGUUGUAAUUGGGAUAGCAGUUUCUGCAAUAAUAUUUGUCAUACUUGUUGUACUUGCCUGGAGACUUCAUAUUGGCAAAAGAAAUUCAUUAACAAAAGAGUUAAAGCAUUUAAAUUUGCAAGUGGGUUUGUUUACUAUGCGUCAAAUAAAAGUUGCAACGAAUAACUUUGAUAUUGCUAAUAAGAUUGGAGAAGGAGGCUUUGGUCCUGUCUACAAGGGUACUUUAUCGGAUGGCACAACAAUAGCAGUUAAGAUGCUUUCAUCAAAGUCUAAGCAAGGGAACCGUGAGUUUAUAAAUGAGAUAGGGUUGAUUUCUGCUUUGCAACACCCUUGUCUUGUCAAACUUUACGGUUGUUGUGUUGAGGGAAAUCAGUUGUUGCUGGUUUACGAAUAUCUGGAAAACAAUAGUCUUGCACAUGCUUUAUUUAGAAAUGAAGAAUCUUGUUUGCGAUUGGAUUGGCCAACCAGGCACAAGAUUUGUGUUGGUAUAGCUAGAGGUUUGGCUUUCCUACAUGAAGAAUCAAGAUUAAAAGUUGUUCACAGAGACAUAAAGGCUACUAAUGUGUUGUUAGACAAAGAUCUGAAUCCAAAGAUAUCUGAUUUUGGUCUUGCAAAGCUUGAUGAUGAAGACAACACUCACAUAAGCACAAGAAUAGCUGGGACUUAUGGAUAUAUGGCACCAGAAUAUGCAAUGCAUGGUUAUUUAACUGAUAAAGCAGAUGUCUAUAGUUUUGGAGUGGUUGCCUUGGAAAUUGUAACUGGAAAGAGUAAUACCAUCCCGAGACCAAAGCAAGAAGCAUUGCAUCUUUUAGAUUGGGCCCAUUUGCUGAAAGAGAAAGGGAAUCUGAUGGAGCUUGUUGACAGAAGGUUAGGAUCAAAUUUCAAUGAAAAAGAGGUUAUGGUGAUGAUAAAAGUGUGUCUUUUGUGCACAAAUGUCACUGCAAAUCUUAGGCCUACCAUGUCAACAGUACUUAGCAUGCUUGAAGGAAAAACUGUGAUUCCAGAAUAUAUUUCAGAUUCAUCUGAAAUAAUGGAUGAAAAGAAACAAGAGGCUAUGAGACAAUAUUACUCUCAAAUGGAAGAAAAUGAGAACAAUGAAACACAUAGAUAUGAUAGUUCAUCAAAAGAAGGGCCAUGGACUGCUUCUACUUCAUCAGCUGCAGAUUUAUAUCCUGUCCAUACUGAUUCUUCUUAUUGGGAGAAAAGAAAUUAGAAGGGUGUAAUUUUGUUUUCACACUAUUUUCGA